Molecule: messenger RNA, 916 nt
Organism: Aspergillus calidoustus
Lineage: Eukaryota; Fungi; Ascomycota; Eurotiomycetes; Eurotiales; Aspergillaceae
Source: the annotation of a GenBank genome assembly
CAAUAACCGUAGGUCAACCCACGUAGGAGGAAUACAUAAAUUGAGUCGCCCUCUGACGAGUAAUUGACAUCGAGGAAUCUCCUGGCAUUUUCACACCCUCUGCACGGGCGACAUCCUAUUCUGUCGUGGCUACAUUGGUCUACACUAUUCUUCCCCCUCUUCUUCUUGAGUGCAAGCUUCAUUCUACCAUUAUGACGAUUUCUGGGAGCUGCCUAUGCGGCGGCAUCGCUUACACAGCUGAAGUGGAACAAUAUAUGAGGGCCCUCUGCCACUGCCUAGACUGCCAGAAGUGGACAGGAAGCGCGUACACAUCCAAUGCCGUUGUCCCUCGGGCCAGCUUCAAGAUUACCAAGGGAACUCCAUCUUAUUAUGAUUCGGUUGGUGCCAGUGGGAAAACGGCCAGGCGAUUCUUCUGCUCGAAUUGCGGAUCGAGCCUAUACACGGACCUGGAAAUCAUGCCCGACGUGACCUGCAUCAAAGGUGGUACUCUGGAUAAUGGUGAGGCUAGUUUGGGAGGGAAGAUUGACGUGGAAUUCUAUGCGAAGGACCGGGCUAGCUAUGUAGUGCCUGUGACGGGGGCUAAGCAGGAAAGUCAUUUUGGCUGAGAUGGUAUGGUUCGCUGGGUACUAUAUUGAACAAGGUCCGAAGAGUUAGGUAGCACCUAAUUUCGCUCCCAGGAGGAUGGUUUGUGGUUAGUAGUUCAGAGGCUUGAUGCAUGGUUACGGCGUUCGGCUUGGUUAUAAUCUCAGAAUGGCCACCUUGUGUGUCUAGGCUUUCCGAGUAGUACAACUAAAAUGUAGAGUUGGACAGGCUGAUUUGAUUGUAAGGAAGGUCAACAGAUGCACUAUAGGGGCAGGGUGACAAUGUCGUUCCUCUCGACAGGCAUGUUGAGGGAUAAGAUGGCGUUCGAGAACGG